This is a messenger RNA of Micropterus salmoides (largemouth bass), 3521 nucleotides long. RefSeq lists its product as uncharacterized. Lineage: Eukaryota; Metazoa; Chordata; Actinopteri; Centrarchiformes; Centrarchidae. The record is from RefSeq and is a predicted model, not a curated record. The transcript is spliced from 15 exons. Bases 730 to 3237 code for a protein of 835 amino acids.
AUAAGGGCCAGCAGGGGCCUGCUGCGCCUACUGGUAGGCUCAGAAGGCUGUUAUCAUCCAUCCACAUGGUUAAUCACCGACAAAUACAAGAGAAGACUCCAGAUCCAAUACCAGAGGAAUCCAGCUCGCCGGUAAUCGGAGGUCUACUGAAUGACGCAGCGACGUCGCAAUAUUUCGCGCUUGAUAUUUUCAGGUAAGAACAUUUAAAUGAUAAAACCGAGCAUUUAAACCGAAAUUAAUUAGUCAAUAAGGGAAAACAAUACAUAAAAUGUGUUUUAAUGUUGCGUGACAUGAGUGUUGACAUGAGAUAAGCGUAUUGCGAUUAUUUUGGCUAACGUUAUAUAGGCUAACGUUAGGCCCUAUUACGUUACGUUAUUAGCCCAACAUUACGUUACUUACUUGCUUUAUUUGAGCAUUAACGUUGCUAAUAAGUAUGUUUUUACGUAUGAAGCUAAUGGGGAAAUUUAGUUUCUAGUUAAACGCAAAGUUAGCCUGUAAAAAUUACUUUUUCCACACUGUAAGGCUUAUUGCAUAAUAUUGUAUGCUCGUUAACGCUUCAGUGAAGCCAUAGGCCUAACCUUACUUUUAUUGACAUAUCUAUGGCACCAAAUACAUAUCCCUUGUCUGCAUCCCAUGUUCACUGAUGUGUUUCUGUCUUUUAGGCUGUGAUAAGAAGUACAGGUUGCACUUUGCUUUAUGUAAUAAUUGCCAAAUAUUUUGAUUUCAGAUAUGGGAAAAACAGUUAAGACCACACGUUCCAGGAGCGUGAAGAUUAAGGUGGUGAGGAGGUGUAUCGUUGGCCCUGCAAAGGUUUCUUACCUUAGUCAAGGUCUUCCCCAGCCCAACUCCAAACAGACCGACCCGACUAUUACAUCUCAACAGGCUGAACCCGAUGAUGUGGCACCGAGCUGUAGUUCUUGUUCUGAGAGUGCAUACAGUAAGGCAAAGAAGAGAGAGCUACAUGCCUGGGAUGCAGUCAAGGAUGACAUGCUUAAGGUGUCAUUUGAAUGUUCAGCACCAAUCGCUACCCAGUGUGUUGUCUGUCUAGAACAUGCUGAUUACAGGUGCAUUGAGUGCAGCAGCACUGCAGUGUUUUGUGAGGGUUGUCUGAAGAGGACUCACAGAAAUUCACUGCAUCUUUCUGAUAAGUGGAAUAAUGUCUACUAUGAGCCAUCCUCCCUGGGGUUAUUCCUAUAUUUACCUGAAGGCCAUAGCACCCAUGCUGUGUACACAAAGGACAUGAAGGUCAUUGUCAGCACAGGACGGCUCUGCACCGUCACAGUCAAUAUGUGUGCAUGUGAACCAGAAACCUGUACUUUGCUCAGGUAUGGUCUCUGGCCGGCAACAGCCGACAAGCCCCACACAGCCUUCUCCAUACCUCUGCUAGAGCUUUUUGUUUGUCUGUCACUGGAGUGUCAGGUUUCUGUUGAGGGUUUUUGCAACACCCUGCGCUGGAAAAACAACCUCACACUUGCAGAGGUUAACACACUCUACAGAGCCCUGGUGGGAGAAUCCAUAUCCCAUUUUAGGCAUCACCACUUCCGACAAAGAAGUUUGGUAGAUAUUUGCCCACAAUUAGAUGAUGGGACCAUAUGCCCAGCAUGCCCAAAGGCGGAUGGGGAUAUGAUUGUUACAUUGGAUGCCAACUUUGGCCUUGUGAGGAAGCACAGCUCAGGUACAAGUGCGGUUGAGCCAUUACACGGAACCCGCAUGUUUGUUAAUGAAAAGGAUGUAGAGGAAUACCUGCUAUCACAUCUUGACAGCUCAAAGCCUCACGAGGACUGCAGUAACUUCAAGGCUGGCAACGUGCUGAGGUCACAAAAACAAGCAAAUAAACUUGAUGUUACAGGAGUGUUUGGAGCCUCUUGUCGUCAUGAAAUGCCCCUAAUGUUUGUCAACAUGAGCCAAGGAGAACGAUUAGCCUAUCCCCUGUAUGUCAUCGAUGAGCUACUUCGAAGAUGUGAGGACAAGAACAUACACCUGCGAGUAGUCUAUGACAUUGCCUGUGUUGUUGCCUCACAUUUGCAUAUCAAGUACAGCACUAGGCGGCUCGAUGGGUUUGGACUCACAGACGGGGAAGGAAUGGAAAGGCUGUGGUCUUUUCUCCGAAGAUUUGCCAGAGUCACAAAGGAGAUGACUCCAUCUCACCGCCUCGAUCUGUUGACUGAUGCCCUUUUGCAUUAUGGACGGAGGAAAUCAACUGACCUAGAGAUGCAGCUCCUGCAAAGACUAGACAGAGCAGAGAAAAUAUCAAUUCUCGCUCAAGAAGACAUCUCAUCUGUCAUCAGAGACGCACCAGUGUUGGUUUCUGAGGGAGACAUGGAGAAAUGGAAGAAAAGAGAGAUGGAGCUAGCCCAUCAGAAACAGAGACCAAUAAACACUGUCUGUAAAUGGAAAAGGGACUACAUCAUCCAGCUGAUUCAGUUCUACAAGUUCAAAUCUGGGACUCGUGAGUCGUACAUGGAGUGUGAAACAGAAAUUGAGGACUCUCUGCUGAACAUAGAGAAAAAACACCGGAUUGGGAGAAGAUGGCAAGAAUCUGACUCAGACUUCCAAUCUACCCUUAAAGAUGUUGACUGUGAGCUCAGAGGACAACUAAUCUUCAAAGCUAGAACCGAAUCAAGGGAGAGAACAGUCCUCCUCCAUCUGAAAAGAAAAUAUCCAGAUGGGCAGGGCAUUGCCAUUAGACUUUCCAAGCAGAUUGCCAGCUCCAACAAGAGACUGAGACAGGCAAUAAAAGAAUACAACUGCAUUCAGUGGCCACCACAGAUGAGCAUCUUCCCUACAAUAAUUGAUUUUCAGGAAGCAUGUGAUCCCUCUUGGCAAGUCUACUUCUGCUUUGAUGACACUAUUGAAGAAGAUAAUGUUUCGAGGACUCUAAAAAGGCGAGGGAUUGAUGCCUUACAUAUGAAGACUCGGGCAGCUGAGGAAAAGCGCAUGCUUUAUCAGGAAAUGAGAACUGUAAUUGAACACCUCCAUCAGCAGCAUGCCUUUCUGUGCUCUGCCAUCAAAGACACAGAUCAGCCUGGUGCAAAAGCUGCGCUCACCCAACGUCUCCAUCAGCUGGAAAGAAAACGAUAUCAAGCCACUGUGAUGUUUCACCCACAUGUACCAGACAUUGUUCCUGUAGACAACUCCUACUUGUGUCAGGCCCUCCCCAUGUCAAGCAUACAGACACUAGUAUACAAUGAUGAUGGUGAUAAUGAGGAUGACACUGAGGAUGACCAUGAUAACUAGGAAUGUAAUCACUGGUAUGACAGGACAGGGCCUGUAUUUACAAAGUUCACAAAGACGUGUUGUUUUAAUAGGUCUGAUCUAUUUUAAAGCUUAGGUACUAUAUUUAAGCACAUAUUGCCACUAGUAUAUGAGUACAAAAUUGUGUGUUUACCAUAUUGUGAUAUUACUUAUUUAUUGUAAUGUACAAAUGUGGUUAUGUGUGAGAGCUUUGUUUUCUUUUUAGUGAGCUCACCAAACCAAAUCCCCUUCAACUGAGUUGAAAUGACAAUAAAGUAUGGAAUCUU